GAUAGAGGAUUAAGGGGCAAAGGGACAAUGGUGACAGUGUCCAAGCUUGAACUAGAUCAAGCUCAAUUAGUCGUGAUGAACAAUAACGCAGAGGUUCAACCAUAUAUAACUGACCAUAUGGAGCUGUUACAAUCAAUGGUUCCAAGAAAUCAAAAAAAUAAACAAAAAUGGGUUGCAGACCAACAUCGUCAAACUUUCAUUGGGUGGUUAAGGAAUACCAUUAUAGCAAAGUUGAACGAACCGAAUCAUGGAGUAUCUGAUGUGUUGAGUCGUAUUGCCCUUGGACCAACUUUUGCGGUUGCAAAGCAUGAAGCGUACAUUGUAAGGGGUAAACGUUUUCAUACAAAGUCAAGAGAUGAUGCUCGAGAGGUUCAAAAUAGUGGUAUACGUAUCGUCGUAGAAACUAUGCACUUUGCAAGUGCAAAAGAUAGAAACCCUGUUUUAGGUACUAUGACGUAUUACGGGGUCAUUGAAGAAAUAUGGGAGCUCAAUUAUUUUGCGUUCCGAAUUCCACUUUUUAAGUGUUCUUGGGUUGACAACAACGUUGGAGUAAAAACUGACGAGCUUGGUUUUACUUUGGUUGAUUUAAGUAAGAGAGGAAGCAAGAAUGAUCCAUUCAUCAUGGCUAGCCAAGCAGCUCAAGUUUUUUACAUUUCUGAUCCGGCUAAUGAUAAAUGGUCUAUUGUUUUAUCGACACCAGAGAGGAGGUUCUUAGAGACUGAAGAGGAUGAGGAGAAUGCUGACUUAUGUUACGAUGACUUCAUUGUUGGACAACCAAUUCAUGAGCAACUCAUGGGAAUUGAUCGUAACAUUGAGGAAGACGACGCUGAAUACAUUAGAAACGAUAUCAAUGAGGGAAUAUGGGUCAAUUGUGAUUCAGGCAAACAUAAACGAAAAAAGAAAAGAAAACGUGUCUAAUUGGUAACUUGAUAUAUAGCUUUUAAUAUUUGAAUGGUCCUGAAUACUUAACAAUUUGUUUAUGCUUUUAAUAUUUCAUAUACACUACUUGUUAUAUAUGUAGCUAACUUUGAAGUUUGUUUGUUAAUGGU
Cannabis sativa is the source of this 1049-nucleotide messenger RNA. RefSeq lists its product as uncharacterized. The record is from RefSeq and is a predicted model, not a curated record. NCBI's taxonomy places the organism in Eukaryota, Viridiplantae, Streptophyta, Magnoliopsida, Rosales, Cannabaceae. The transcript has 2 exons. The coding region runs from base 28 to 918 and encodes 296 amino acids.